AUGUUGAUGUUGACUUGUGUCCUCAGCUCAUAUUCGGCCAGCCAGACAUUUCAAGUUGGCUUCACAACAGAGGCAACUAUGCGCUCACAGUCCACUUGUUCGUGCUGGCUGAAGACCAUGUUGCCUUCUUUAACCCGUAAAGCAGUCAACAGCGGCCUUUUUAAUGGGAAAUACCUGAGCCUGUUGCUUGCUUCGUUCCCCGGAACCCCGUUGACUAGCAGCAAUUUUGCCGUGGCCAUUUCGCCGCAGCUAGAUAACCCUUUUGAAGAAGAGUCUGUCAGCCACGCAGGACGGGAGGGUCCCGAGGAUGUGCGUAGUGUACAUUGUCAGAGCACGAGGCGGAAAAGUGUUGACGACAGACGGCUCUCCCUGACACAGCAAAACACCAAAUACGCCACUUACAAGUAUCGAGAAGGCUAG
Molecule: messenger RNA, 420 nt
Organism: Colletotrichum godetiae
Lineage: Eukaryota; Fungi; Ascomycota; Sordariomycetes; Glomerellales; Glomerellaceae
Exons: 1
Coding region: 1-420 (139 amino acids)
Source: RefSeq, a predicted model, not a curated record